GUCUCAGCAUUUGGUUCAAUAGAACACACUUAUUUCGAUAGCUUGGAACAAAAUCUGUAAAUCAAACGCCGUAAAGCAUUUAAAUUAAAAACCAAAAAAAUGUCCUUGUACAAUUGGACUCGUUCCUGCCUGAAGGUCCAUCGCCUGGCGCUCUGCACCUCGCAUCUGCAGCGCCUCAAGUCCGACUACUCGAAGACCAUUUGCAAUUUGAAGAUCAACAAGGAGACGAAGCUGCUGGUGCAGGGCUUCACGGGCAAGCAGGCCACCUUCCACGCCGAGGAGGCCCAGAAGUAUGGCACUACGAUUGUGGGCGGCACCUCGCCCAAAAAGGGCGGCACCACCCACAUGGACCUGCCCGUCUUCAAGAACGUGAAGGAGGCCGUCAAGGCCGUCAAGCCGGACGCCACGGUGAUCUUCAUUCCGCCAUCGACGGCAGCCAUCGGCAUAUGCGCCGCCAUUGAGAACGAGGUGGGACUGAUUGUGGCCAUCACAGAGGGUAUUCCGCAGGUGGACAUGGUGCGCAUUCUGCAGAUGCUGCACAGCCAGGAGAAGUCGCGUCUGCUGGGACCCAACUGCCCGGGAAUCAUAUCGCCCGAGCAGUGCAAGAUCGGCAUCAUGCCCGGCCACAUCCACAAGCGCGGCUGCGUGGGCAUCGUCUCGCGCUCCGGCACCCUCACCUAUGAGGCUGUGCAUCAGACAACGAGCGUGGGCCUGGGACAGACCCUGUGCAUCGGCGUUGGCGGCGAUCCCUUCAAUGGCACCAACUUCAUCGACGCCCUCAACAUAUUCCUCUACGACAAGGAGACCAAGGGCAUCAUACUCAUCGGCGAAAUCGGCGGCUCCGCCGAGGAGGAGGCAGCGGACUUCCUCAAGGCAAACAACUCGGGCUGUGAUGCAAAGCCAGUGGUGGCAUUUAUAGCCGGCGUCACAGCUCCGCCGGGACGCCGCAUGGGUCAUGCUGGCGCCAUCAUAUCCGGCGGCAAGGGUGCCGCCUCCGACAAGCUGAAGGCCCUGAAGGCCGCUGGUGCCUUGAUCGCCCUCAAUCCCAACCACCUGGGCAGCAUACUCCACACGGAGAUGGUGCGCAAGAAGCUGGUCAGCCCCAAGUAGUGGGCAGCCGGGCACCACCCUACGGACGGCCGAACGAUGCGGCGAAAAGCUAUCAACUGAUGUACCAUUGAAUUUCAUUGCUGAUUCGUGAUUCUGGUUUUCCACAACGUUUAAUUCUAUACGAGACUUCCAA
Messenger RNA from Drosophila navojoa, 1243 nucleotides. RefSeq names its product Succinyl-coenzyme A synthetase alpha subunit 2 (gene Scsalpha2). Lineage: Eukaryota; Metazoa; Arthropoda; Insecta; Diptera; Drosophilidae. The record is from RefSeq and is a predicted model, not a curated record. Gene Ontology annotation, molecular function: succinate-CoA ligase (ADP-forming) activity; succinate-CoA ligase (GDP-forming) activity. Gene Ontology annotation, cellular component: mitochondrion; succinate-CoA ligase complex (ADP-forming). Gene Ontology annotation, biological process: tricarboxylic acid cycle.